AUGGUUGUGUACCUUUCUACACCUGAAUGUCAAACCCUACACUGUAAUCUCAUUCGUUUCAUCUGUGGUGUCAUUCAUCCAUCAAAUGAAGUCCUGUGUUCAGAAAUCAUUCCUCGUUGGGCAGUAAUUGGCUGGUUACUGACCACUUGUACAUCUAAUGUUGCAGCUUCUAGUGCAAAAUUGUCAUUGUUUCACGACUGGCUGUUUUACGAUCCUGAAAAAGACAGCAUCAUGAAUAUUGAACCUGCAAUUCUUGUAAUAUAUCAUUCCGUGAGGUGGCAUCCAGUUAUCACAGCAACGCUUCUGGAUUUUUUAUGCAGGAUAAUGCCAAACUUUUGCUUAACUUUCAAAGCGCAAGUAAAACAAGGCAUAUACACAUCCUUGUGUCAAAUUUUAGAAAAAUGGGUCUUACCGUCCAUAUCAACAUUUUUUGACAGUUCUAAGUUAGAUGCAGAAUUACAGAUAUUGCUUAGAGAAACAUUUCCAGAAUUUUGUUUCCUUACAGGAAUUAAAAUAGACAAGACUCUUAGAGAUUCUUCUGAACUAAUGAUAAAAACAAAUCACACAUCUGUUGUUAAUAAUACCGAACAUGAAGCUCAGUUCAGCGAAGAUGAUGACAUUCCUUUAG
Messenger RNA from Uloborus diversus, 628 nucleotides. RefSeq names its product integrator complex subunit 3-like. The transcript has 6 exons. The annotation marks the transcript as partial. Gene Ontology annotation, cellular component: cytoplasm. The record is from RefSeq and is a predicted model, not a curated record. Lineage: Eukaryota; Metazoa; Arthropoda; Arachnida; Araneae; Uloboridae.